AUCAUCAUAAUAAUACAUAAAUACAAAUAGUCUUCGUUCGUUAUUCUGUAGUGCUUACUAAAUUAAUUUCAAUAAUGAAAAGUGUAUUAUAAUUUUUUGCAACCAAGAUUAUUUGUCUGUAUACAAUAAUAAGUUUUCUGUUUGUGGAUUUUAAUUUUAUUGUACAAUGUCUUGGUUUAUGUCGACAGAAAGUGACGAAGAGGAUGAGAACCUUCUUUACAGUCCUGCAUUAAUGGCUCGGCGAGCCAGUGAAAGUUGGAUUGACUCGGCGCCAAUAGAGGAAGUUCCUUUUGAAGUUGCGUUGCAACGUAAAAAGAGUUUACCUGAUGUGCAGAUGGCUACUUAUGCACCAGCGCCAAUUACUAGGGAAGAAGUAUCUGUGUUGAGUUCUGCUAGAAGGGAAGAAAUUCGAAGAUUAGAAGAAGAAAACGAACGACUUCGUGCUAAUCCAUUGCUCUACUUAGUCAGUCCCCAUAUAAAAGAAUGGAUUACAAGACAGCAAUUGAUACUGACGAUAUUUUUUUUAAAUUUAACUUUAGCAUUGAUAUUUUUAAAAUUGUUAACAUCUUAGUGAAUUAAUAAUAUUAUCUGAUACGAGUUUUAUAUUAUUUUUUGAAAUAAACCAAUCUUAAGAUAAAAUUGCGUCGUAUUAAAAUAGUUGAAAAACAAAUUUUCUACAUUGUGACGUCUUUUUCGUAUUUAUGAUUUUUUAUGCAUGAUGUUUAAUAUGCUUAGUCUAAUCUACUGCCUUUUAAAUAUAAUGUACAAAAAAUAAGAGAGAGUUCACAAAUUUUUGAGAUUUGUCGAACACAGAUAUUUUGUUAACUUUAAAGGUUUACAUUUUUGAAAUAACUGAAUAAAAUCUAAUUUCAUUGAGUUUGUCUAGAUGAAAAAUUCCGAAGUAGGAGAUAAUAUCUACUAAAAUGAAUAAAAUAAUGUCAUAAAAUGAAUUCAUAUAUUAUAUAAACUAAUGUUAUUCUAAAUUUAAAAUAAAAUACUUUGAAUAUUAUUAUUUUUAUUUAAUUUUUAAUACUAAUUA
Messenger RNA from Daktulosphaira vitifoliae (grape phylloxera), 1039 nucleotides. RefSeq lists its product as uncharacterized. The transcript is spliced from 3 exons. The record is from RefSeq and is a predicted model, not a curated record. Bases 167 to 571 code for a protein of 134 amino acids. NCBI's taxonomy places the organism in Eukaryota, Metazoa, Arthropoda, Insecta, Hemiptera, Phylloxeridae.